Messenger RNA from Loxodonta africana (African savanna elephant), 1230 nucleotides. RefSeq names its product stabilizer of axonemal microtubules 1 (gene SAXO1). NCBI's taxonomy places the organism in Eukaryota, Metazoa, Chordata, Mammalia, Proboscidea, Elephantidae. The transcript is spliced from 3 exons. Bases 1 to 1230 code for a protein of 409 amino acids. Gene Ontology annotation, cellular component: axonemal microtubule; centriole; ciliary basal body. The record is from RefSeq and is a predicted model, not a curated record. Gene Ontology annotation, molecular function: microtubule binding.
AUGAAAUCCAUGACAACUUCAAGGAGAGAUUUUGGGCUUCACAAAGCGUUACCAGUGAAGGGCCCCCAGCCCAAGCAGUUUGUCCCGAGUGGAGAGAACAUGGAUUUGCUCACAACAUAUAAACAAGAUUACAACCCCUAUCCUGUGUGUCGAGUGGACCCCAUCAAGCCUCCGGACGGCAAAUAUCCGUGUGGUGAUAAGAUGGAGUGUCUGCCUACAUAUAAAGCUGAUUUUUUACCCUGGAACCAACCAAGACGAGAGCCACUUCGUCCACCACACCACUACCGGCCAGCAUCAACCAAGUUUGAUAAUAGAACCACACACCAGGAUGACUACUACGUAAAGGGCCUCGUGAACACCAUGAGCUGCAAGCCUCCACCCAUGCCCAAGCUCUGCAACAUCCCGCUGGAGGAUCUAACCAACUACAAGAUGAGCUACGUGGCUCACCCUGUGGAGAAGCGCUUUGUGCACGAGGCUGAGAAGUUCAGGCCAUGUGAAGUCCCCUUUGAAAGCCAAACCACCCACAAAGAGUCCUUCCGGGGCCUGAUGGGGGAACCUGCUAAGAGCCUGAAACCUUCAGCCAAGCCUUGUGCAUUAGAUAAACCUUUCUCCAACACCACUGAGUUUAGAGAUAAGUACCAAGCGUGGCCAACGCCCCAUGUGUUAUCCAAAGCUCUGGCCACCUAUGCUCCUCCUGAGGAGAAGAUGGACCUUCUGACAACGGUGCGGGCCCAUUACACGUACCCUCGGGGCAGCCCAGCUCAGUCCUGCCGACCGGUGCUCCAGGUCAAGAAGGGGGGCCACUUUGAGGGUUCCACCACCACCAAGGACGACUACAAGCAGUGGGCCCACACACGCACGGAGCCAGUGAAGCCCACUCCCCAGCUAAGCCUCCCCACACAGCCCUUGGACUACCUGACUACCACGCGGGCCCACUACGUACCCCACCCUCCCAUCAGUACCAAAAGCUGUAAGCCCCCCUGGGAUGGUCCCCGAGGAAAUACCCCUGUGGAGGGCCAGACCACCUACACCAUCAGUUUUACUCCCAAGGAAAUUGGCAGGUGCCUGGCUUCAUACCCUGAGCCCCCUGGUUACAUCUUUGAGGAGACAGAUGCUUUUGGGCACAGGAUAUACAGGCCAAGUUCCCCCACAGGCUCUCCGAGGAACAGCCGUCUUUCUGUAGGUGAUUUGGAAAACCCGAACCAGAGGGAGUUGGCAGCAUCGGCUUGA